UUUAAGCACUUAAACAAAACAUAUGGUACCGAUGUCCCAUUGGUUUUGAUGAACUCUUUCAACACAGAUGAAGACACAGAGAAAAUUCUCAAAAAAUACAGUCAGGUGAAAGUCAAAAUCUUCACCUUCAACCAGAGCAGGUAUCCACGAAUCAGCAGAGAGUCUUUGUUACCAGUAGCAACAAAUUUUAAUGUUGAUAAUCUAGAGAGCUGGUACCCGCCUGGUCACGGUGAUGUUUACCAGAGCUUGGCCAACUCUAACCUUUUGGACCAGUUUAUCAAAGAUGGCAAGAAAUACCUGUUCAUGUCCAACAUUGACAACCUGGGGGCAACUGUAGACCUUAAUAUUUUAAAUUUUCUGUUGAAUCCCAACUCAGGACCAGCGCCAGAAUUUGUAAUGGAAGUCACAGAUAAAACAAGGGCUGAUGUUAAGGGUGGUACUCUGGUGGAAUAUGAAGGAAAACUUCGUCUUCUAGAAAUCGCUCAAGUCCCCAAAGACCACGUGGAUGAAUUUAAAAGUGUCAGCAAAUUUAAAAUAUUCAACACUAACAAUUUAUGGAUAAGUCUUGAUGCCAUAAAGCGAGUGGUGGAGGAUAAUACGUUACAUAUGGAGAUUAUAGUCAACCCCAAGACUUUAGACAAUGGAUUGAACGUACUUCAGCUAGAGACCGCUGUAGGGGCAGCCAUUAAGAGCUUUGAAGGUGCUAUUGGUAUCAACGUCCCUCGUCGGCGAUUUUUACCUGUGAAGACCACCUCUGACCUUCUGAUUGUGAUGAGUAACCUUUACAGUAUGAAGACGGGAUCCCUAGAGAUGAACCCCAAACGAUCCUUCCCCUCCGUACCUCUAGUCAAACUAGGCUCUCACUUCACCAAGGUGAAGGAUUUCCUAUACAGAUUUUCUAGUAUACCUGAUAUGCUCGAACUUGAUCAUCUUACAGUCUCAGGGGACGUAACUUUCGGUAGAACUGUCACACUCAAGGGUACAGUCAUAAUCAUUGCUAAUCAUGGAGACAGAAUCGACAUUCCUUCAGGAGCCGUGUUAGAAAACAAGAUUGUGUCAGGAAAUCUGCGUAUCCUGGACCAUUAAUUCAUGUUGCCAUAGUAACCGUGUGAGUGUUGCUGGUCACACUUGAGAUAAAACAGUUUUAUAGUCGCCCUGCAGCUUUGUGUGGAAAUACAAGUAUAAGCAUUUUGAAUUUUUAAAAAUAACACUUUUUUGUGAAGAGGUUGAGAUGCUUUAUUUCCUGAUACAAGAUAAUGUGAUAUUGCUUGUUGUUUUAGCAGCUUGAUAUUGAUAGCUUGUUAGAUAUUAAACCGAUUCUUAAAUGAAUGUUAAGAGUAAAUUGUCAUAAGGCAAUUGUUGUUAGUGCUUUUGGGGUUUUGUUUUUUGUUGAAAAAAGUAGCAUAAUUGUUUUCUAUAAUGUUUUCAAUGUUUUCAAAUUACUCCUUUUGGAUGGGAGUGUGUAUUUUUAUCCUUGAAUUCAGUGAGAUUUGAUCUCAUAGUUUGCUAACUGUAUGCAUGUUCAUAAUUCUGACUUUUUAUGGAAAAAAAAUUAAACCCAAAAAGAAAAAGAACUGACUUUGACAUUAUUCUACCAAUUUUUCCUAUCUUGUCCUAACAGUUAACAUAUGCCAUAAGGUUUAAUUGAAUUAAGCUCAAUGUCUGCCUCCUACAAAUCACUAAUGAGUAAUGUCUAUAGUGAAGUUAAAGUGUGAACCAUAAAACCUUUCUGUAUCCAGUUUUUAUUUGCAUAUCUGUUUUGUUUGGGGUUUUUUUGACAUAUUUAGUAUAAUUUGUAUCGUAUAGUGUUGACCUUCCUGGGCUUACUAAGCUUUUUAAAAGUGACCUACCUGUACUGGGUAAUUGUUAACAGUAGACAAUCAUUUAGAGAUCUACAUAUAUGACUUUAUAAAGUCAGAUCAGUUCUAUGUUUUUGGAGAAUUUCUUUCUUUUAACGCCUGUUGUUGGAUUAUUCUCCCUUGUUCCAUAAAAGCAAAAAAACGUCAAAACCUAAUUUUUAAAUACUUUUUUACUUUGUAAUUGAAUGUUUGGUGUGCAAAUAUUGAGUUUCAGUGGAACACAUAUGUAUUUUGAUGAUAUGAAUGGUUUUUUUUUUUUAUUAUUUGGAUUUACUUCAAGUUAUUUUAGAAGAUAUAUGUACCUGAAUUUGUCCCAAAACUGUGGGUUUUUUUUUUUUUUUCGUUUUUAUAUUUUGUUGGGAGUGAAAAUCCUACCUUCUUAUGUAUGAAAGUAAAUUUUUGAACGGUAGUUUUUUCUGUUUUCUUUCAGUUUGCAGUGAACAAAUUCUGCUUAAUAGUCAUCAUUUACAACUCAGGUCUUUUGUUCCAUAAAGGAUUUUUUUUUUACUGUAGGCCAUAAUAAAGCAAACUGCAAUAAAUAAAUAUUUACAUUUCUAGUGUAAAUACAGUGUAUUAAAUAGUAAACAUUUUUUUUUUCAAUAUACCAAUCUCUUUACACACAAGUUAAAAAUUAUAUUUGCAUUUAAUGUUUGAAAAUAUUGAUGUUACAGAUUUUUUCAGGAAAUACAUGUACAUGCAUCCACUAGCUUACGAAACAGAAUAUACAGGCCAUGAGAUGCAAAGACAAAGAAAAUGUUCUUAGAUCAAAAAGCAUUUAAAUUAAUGUUUAACGGACAAUUUUUUUAAAGUUAAGUGUACUGAAAUGUCAGAAUUUUAAUCAAAGGCUUAAUCAUUUAUACAGCUUGCAUUCAACUUUGAUUUUUCCUCAUGCCUGGAGAGUUGUGUAUGUUUAACCUUAAAACAUGUAUUUGCUUUUUGUUAAAAAUGAAAAUAAAAGUUACCAAGUACAAUAUUAA
Messenger RNA from Saccostrea cuccullata (small rock oyster), 2836 nucleotides. RefSeq names its product UTP--glucose-1-phosphate uridylyltransferase-like. Gene Ontology annotation, biological process: glycogen metabolic process; UDP-alpha-D-glucose metabolic process. Gene Ontology annotation, molecular function: UTP:glucose-1-phosphate uridylyltransferase activity. The record is from RefSeq and is a predicted model, not a curated record. The annotation marks the transcript as partial. The transcript has 11 exons. Lineage: Eukaryota; Metazoa; Mollusca; Bivalvia; Ostreida; Ostreidae. Gene Ontology annotation, cellular component: cytoplasm.